AUGUCUGUCCUUAUGCUAUACAAUUCUUCCUUAUCCUACACCGUGGGUGCGAUUCAAUCUCAGACUGCUAUAGAAAUGCCAACUCUCCUACAGAUUCUUCAAAUUUUAUUAAAAGCCAAAGUAUUAAAGGUUACCACCGAGUCGGAUGUUACACAGAACAGCGAAUCGAUGACUGAUGCUCCUGCGGCCUCCACCGAGGAGUCCAGUGAGCCCCAACUAACACCGGAAACUAUUUUGAAACUGUACACAGAUUACAAGAAUAAGCGAGUUCGUGUGAAUCUUAACGUGGCAUUGAAAAGUGAAGCCAAACAGGAAACGGAACAGACAAUGGGCAAUGUGGAGUCCGACAGGAAAUUGAUCGUUCAGGCAUGUAUUGUCCGAAUUAUGAAGACAAGGAAGGUGAUGAAGCAUCAGCAGUUAAUCACUGAGGUUAUCGCGCAAUCGUCCGCACGUUUCAAACCGACAAUGACGUUGAUCAAACACUGCAUUGCUGCUCUCAUCGAACGUGAGUAUAUAAAGCGGGACACCAACGAUCGGGACGCAUACGAGUACCUUGCCUGA
Molecule: messenger RNA, 561 nt
Organism: Echinostoma caproni
Lineage: Eukaryota; Metazoa; Platyhelminthes; Trematoda; Plagiorchiida; Echinostomatidae
Source: the annotation of a GenBank genome assembly